Molecule: messenger RNA, 2276 nt
Organism: Vitis riparia (riverbank grape)
Lineage: Eukaryota; Viridiplantae; Streptophyta; Magnoliopsida; Vitales; Vitaceae
Exons: 2
Coding region: 291-2042 (583 amino acids)
Molecular function (GO): zinc ion binding
Source: RefSeq, a predicted model, not a curated record
AAAGCCUCCUCUCCUCACCCCCUCCCUUUCCUCUUUGCAGUCGCUUCUCUCUAGAAACAAUGACUCUCAUUCUAAGCUUCCUCUCUCUCUACACGUUUAUGGGUCUCUAGUACUCUUCCUCAACAAGCUUUAUUCUGGAUAUCAUUCCAUAGAAUGUUUGUCUAGGAGGUUUAAGUUCGAGUUCCUAUUAAUUUUGAAGGUCUUCUGUAACCCUCUUGCCCUCCAAAGAGUCAAAAAACUGAGUUCUUGAUCAUAGAAUUGAAAGACUGGAUCCUGAAUCUGUGUGGCUCAUGGGGGACUACAAUUUUGUUGUUGGUCAAGAGUUUGCUGAUGUCAAGGCCUUCAGGAAUGCAAUCAAAGAAGCUGCAAUUGCUCAACAUUUUGAGCUUCGUAUUAUAAAAAGUGAUUUAAUCCGUUACUUUGCAAAGUGUGCAACUGAAGGUUGCCCAUGGCGCAUCCGUGCAGUUAAGCUUCCUAAUGCUCCAACUUUCACUAUUAGAAGCCUUGAGGGGACGCAUACCUGUGGAAAAAAUGCACAAAAUGGGCAUCAUCAGGCUUCUGUAGAUUGGAUUGUGAGUUUCAUAGAGGAACGACUGCGAGAUAAUAUAAAUUACAAACCAAAGGAUAUAUUGCAUGACAUUCAUAAACAAUAUGGGAUCACUAUACCUUAUAAGCAAGCCUGGCGUGCUAAGGAGCGGGGGCUAGCAGCUAUAUAUGGCUCUUCUGAAGAAGGGUAUUGCCUCCUUCCUGCAUAUUGUGAGGAAAUAAAGAGAGCCAACCCUGGAAGUGUUGCGGAGGUGUUUACCAGUGGUGGAGAUAACCGGUUUCAACGGCUUUUUGUUUCCUUUUACGCAUCCAUAUAUGGUUUCCUAAAUGGUUGCUUGCCUAUUGUUGGGCUUGGUGGAAUCCAGCUCAAGAGCAAAUACCUUGGCACCUUACUUUCAGCCACUUCUUUUGACGCUGAUGGUGGGUUGUUUCCACUUGCAUUUGGUGUUGUUGAUGCAGAAAAUGAUGAGAGCUGGAUGUGGUUCCUGUCAGAGUUACGAAAGGCACUAGAAAUGAACACAGAGAAUGUACCUCAACUCACAUUUUUAUCGGACGGACAGAAGGGCAUCCAAGAUGCUGUAAAGAGGAAAUUCCCAACUUCUUCCCAUGCUUUCUGUAUGCGCCACUUGAGUGAAAGCAUUGGCAAAGAGUUUAAGAACUCAAGGCUUGUUCAUCUUCUAUGGAAAGCAGCAUAUGCCACAACUACCAUUGCUUUUAAAGAAAAAAUGGCAGAGAUUGAGGAGGUUUCUUCUGAAGCAGCCAAGUGGAUUCAACAGUUUCCAACUUCCCGUUGGGCAUUGGUGUAUUUCGAAGGAACACGAUAUGGUCAUCUCUCUUCAAAUAUUGAGGAAUUCAAUAAAUGGAUUCUUGAAGCACGGGAGCUGCCCAUAAUCCAGGUGAUUGAGCAGAUUCACAGUAAACUAAUGGCUGAGUUUGAGGAGCGGCGUUUAAAGAGCAAUUCAUGGUUUUCAGUUUUAGCCCCAUCAGCUGAUAAGCGAAUGAUGGAGGCGAUUGGCCGUGCAUCAACAUAUCAAGUCCUUAGAUCAGAUGAAGUAGAAUUUGAGGUUCUAUCAGCAGAGAGGUCAGACAUUGUGAACAUAGGGACUCAGUGCUGUUCCUGCCGUGAUUGGCAACUCUAUGGAAUCCCAUGCUCCCAUGCUGUUGCAGCCCUCCUCUCAUGUAGAAAAGAUGUGUACGCAUUUACAGAGAAGUGUUUCACUGUGGCAAGUUAUCGUGCGGCAUAUUCAGAAGAGAUACGCCCCAUUCCCUGUAAAAUUGAGUGGAGAAGAACAGUUGAGGCUCCUGUGGAUGAUGACACUCCAGUUGUGCGACCACCAAAGUUCCGUCGACCCCCAGGACGCCCUGAAAAGAAGCGAAUAUGCGUAGAGGAUCUUAACAGGGAGAAGCAUACAGUGCACUGUAGCCGGUGCAACCAAACUGGACAUUACAAAACAACUUGCAAAGCAGAUGUUAUGAAGAGCAUAGAGCAGUUUUAGACAAUCUAAUUUCGUACUUGUAAAUCAUCAACCCCCGAAGGAUUAGUUCUUAUAUUAUGGAACGGAAUAGUUAAGGUGUGUUUAGGGCAUACUUCGAUGGAAUAUUGUAAAAUAGAUGUCCAUUGUAUCUUAAAUGUAUCAGUAGCUGGAAUGAACUUUGGAGAAAUAGGAAAUGCUAGUUUGCUGCUAUACACAGGCACAAAUGAUUUUAGAAAUAAAUUAAUUCUCAAAUCU